CUGCGUAUAUUUCCAGCGCUGAACCACCGUCUCCUCCUCCGUCCCCUGCCACGAGGCGCUUCGCUGGUACCCACUGGUCCCCCCUUGCUGCGAGCGCGUCGGCAGCUGACUCCGCUGGCGUUCUUCCGUUCCUCCGGACGCGUUAUUCCCGCCAUCCCCUGCCUCUACGCGAGUGCCGUCUUGCAGCCCACUCACUCCUUCGCCGGGCCCUGCCACCUGUGCAAGAACGAGUGGAAUCGGGUGGCGGCGAUCGGCACGAGGCGGUGGUUUUGCAUGUUUGGCGUGGUGGGCGGGCGGCUGUACGUGGCGGGCGGCAUCGACACAUCCGAGCCUGGCGCCGGUGAGGAGCGGUGGGCACAUGUGAGGAGCGGUGGACGCAGCACGUCCAUUAGCCUGGCGCUGGUGGGCUCUGUGGAGGCCUAUGGUGUGGACGAGGGCCGGUGGAUGCAGGUGAGGGGCGAUGGACGUAGCGGCAUCAGCACGAGCGGAGCUGAUGACACAGCCAAGGCUGUGGGCACAGCAGUGGCAUCAGCACGAGCGGAGCUGAUGACAGGCGGUGGGGGGGGGAGGGGGGGGGGUCUCGUGGCAAAGAACAUCAGAUGGGGGCAGCGCCUGGGUGUGGCCUUCAACCCGCGCUCCAACGCUGUCACCGAGCUGCCCCCAACCAUAGUCCAGCAGGUGGUUUCGGGGGAGUGCUGCUAUGCUGCCAUUCAAUUAUCCCCUCUUCUCGCCCCUCGUCCCCUAUCUCUCUCCUCCCCUCUCCUCUCUCUGCCCCUCUCCUCUCUCCGCCCCUCCCCUCUCUCCGCCCCUCUCCUCUCUCCGCCCCUCUCCUCUCUCGGCCCCUCUCAUCUCUCCGCCCUUCUCCUCUCUCCGCUCCUCUCCUCUCCUCGCCCCUCCUCUUCCACAUGGAUGGCAGGGCCGCACAGCAGCAGUGCAGAGCACAUGUUUAUAUUUGACUUUGCUUGCUGUGGUGUGGUGGCAUGGAAUGAUUGCCCUUUGCUCACCCUUUCCCCUUUUCGCUCUCCAGGGAUGGCAGGGCCCAACAGCAUUGGUGCAGGGGCACAUGUCGCUAGUGAUGGCCCCUCUGCCACCCAUGCUGAGACCGCUGGAGCGGCAGAGGAGGAGGAGGGCGAGAGAGGGGAGGGCGAGGGGGCAGGAAGGAAUGACGAGGAGAGAGGUGGAAGAAGUGACGGGGAGGAGGAAGAUGAGGUUUUUGAGGAGGAGGGGGAUGAGGAGGUGGUAAUACCGGUGAAGGUGAUACCUGGGCCAGAGUGA
Messenger RNA from Closterium sp. Naga37s-1, 1275 nucleotides. Lineage: Eukaryota; Viridiplantae; Streptophyta; Zygnematophyceae; Desmidiales; Closteriaceae. The record is from the annotation of a GenBank genome assembly.